Molecule: messenger RNA, 2330 nt
Organism: Sorghum bicolor (sorghum)
Lineage: Eukaryota; Viridiplantae; Streptophyta; Magnoliopsida; Poales; Poaceae
Product: alpha-terpineol synthase, chloroplastic
Exons: 5
Coding region: 11-2170 (719 amino acids)
Molecular function (GO): terpene synthase activity; magnesium ion binding
Source: RefSeq, a predicted model, not a curated record
GUGUAUAGACAUGGAUUGUGCAUACCAUACGAUCAUGUCUUCGGUUGUUGGGGUUCCCCCCGUCGUCGUGUGCUCCGACUCCGAGCACCGCCAACAGGUACAGGUCGCCGCCGCCGUGGACGUGGAGUCGCCGCCGCCCGUGUUGCAGUUGCGCAGGCGGUCGGCGAACUACCAGCCCACCACCUGGGACUACGACUCCAUCAUCUCCUCGCUCAGCCGCCGCCCUCUCCCUCUCGGCGCCAGUGAAGAAACAGAGGAAGAAGAAGCCGCCGACGACGACGACGACGCCAACCUCCUGCAGGUAGUGGUCGCUAAUGGCAACACAGAUAGUAUGUAUAAUAUUAGCAGCGAGACGGAGUUGGUCCAAGUCCAAGCAAGCCUCAAGGACAGCGUCAGGCGACUGCUGCUGGUGCUCCAAGAGGAGGACGACGACGACAGAAGCAGGCUGAUGCUGAUCAGGACCAUCCAUCAGCUGCAGAGCCUUGGAAUAGCCUACCAUUUCCACCAAGAGAUCAGAGGCAUUCUCCUGUCACUGCACCAGCAGCAGCAGCAGCAUCAUCUUGACCUGCAUUCAGCUGCGCUUCUUUUCAGAAUGCUCCGAGGACUGGGCAUUCCUGCAUCCACAGACAUGUUGAUGAGUGCAUUGAGAGAGGAAGACGACAAGGUAAUAACUGACAGCGACGGAGUGCUCGCUCUGUACCAAGCUUCAUAUCUUGCCUUCCCGGGACCGGGAGAGACGGUGCUGGACCAAGCAAGAGCGUUGGCUAUCGGCAAGCGAGCUGCAGGACGACGUGACGAUGACGAUGACUCUGACUGCACACGCCUGCCGUUGCCGUUGCCGUUGCACUGGACAGCUCCGAGGCUGCAGGCCAUGUGGUCGCUCAAGGGCAAGGGCGACGACCAUAACCAUAACAAGAAGGUCGCCGUCGUCGAUCCGGCCAUCCUGCAGCUGGCUCAGGUGGACUUCAACCUGGUGCAGGCUCUCCACCGGCGAGAGCUCGCGGAGGUGACGAGGUGGUGGAAGGAGAGCGGCCUGGGCGUGGGCGACUACUCCUUCGCCAGGGACCGCGUGGUGGAGUGCUUCUUCUGCGCCGCCUGCAUCGCGCCGGAGCCGCGCCUGGCGGAGUGCAGGGAGGUGCUAGCCAAGAUCGGCGCCCUCCUCGUCCACCUCGACGACAUCUACGACGUGUACGGCACUCUGGAUGAGCUCCAGGCCUUCACUGACGCCAUUGCCGCCGCCAGCUGGGAGAACUGCCGCUGCAACCACCUCCCCGAGUACAUGAAGGCCAUGUACUCCGCCAUCUGGACAACUUCGGUCGCCGCGGCAGAUCGCGUGCUCGAGAAACAUGGAUACGACAUGCUUCCACUCUACAAGAAAGCGUGGCACGAGCUGUGCAAGGCGUUCCUGGUGGAAGCGCAGUGGCAGCAGCAGGGACACAUGCCCAGCUUCGCCGAGUACGUCAGCAACGGCUGGGUCACGUCGACGGGGCCUCUCCUGCUGCUCCAUGCACUUCCCGCAGCAGGCAUUAUUCCCAUCACGCAGACGCAGACGCAGACGCAGACGCAGGCCAAUAAUGGCGCCGGCGCCGGCGGCAUCGUCGACUACCCGAGGCUGGUGGAGCUGUCCUCGACCAUCUUCCGCCUCUGCAACGACUGCGCGUCGCACGAGGCCGAGUCAGAGCGAGGGGACGCGCCGUCGUCCAUCGCCUGCUGCAUGGCCGAGCCCUGGUGCGCCGGCGAGGAGCAAGCCCGCGACGCCGUCCAGGGCGUCAUCGCCGAGACCUGGAAGGCGCUCAACUGGGAGGUCGUCGUCGUCGCCGCCUCCUCCUCCUCCGGGUCCGUUGGUAACGAUAACGACCCCUGCUGCUCAUCAUCAGAAACGGCGGAAAGCAUGGACGACCAUGGCCAACCUGUGCCUCAACCUCGCCCGGAUCAUCCACUGCAUCUACCAGGACGGGGACGGCAUCAGUUCGCCGACUCAUCGCAUGAAGCAAAUGGUCAAGGACCUGCUCUUCAACCCUAUCGUCCAUCUUGUCCUCUAGCUACAGCUAGCAAACUACUAGCAUGCAUGCAACAUGCUUUUGAAUGGCCUGUCCUCCUCUGCUCGGCUCAUCAAGUGCUGGUGCUCUACAGUGACAAGACAUACAUCAAGUCAUAUAUAAAUAUGUAAUAAUCCUACCAAGAACAUUUGAGCUAGCUUGCAUGCCCAGGGCAGGCUGAGACCAAGGUGCCACAGAUGCCCCCUCAAGGCAGUGUAACCGAAACAUCUGCAUAUGUAUGCAAAAUACUGGCGCAGGCAAAAAGAAAAGACAAAAAAUCACCAAACAAUA